AUCAUAACCGCAUUAACUCAUUAUACCUUUCGAUAAUAAGAUCAAUUGUGAGCUAUACAAGAUCAGUUGAGAUGAAAAACUCCAAGUGGCAUCUUCAUCUACUAUUACUACUCUUUUUUGAGAGUGGCUUUAUUUCCACUAGCGAUUAUUACGAUGUAGACAAAACUAUUAAGGUGGAUUUAUCGUAUGAAGGAAAAACCGCUUCGGGAUUUAAACAGUUCUUGAAAGAUGCAUUGGAAAAAUGUGAUCUCAUUCCAGGAAAGUAUGUUGAACUUUUGAUCACCCCACCGGAAGGUGCAGAAAUCGACUAUACCGAAAACCUUAUUAAAGUUAUGGAAGAUGUUCUCCCAAGUUACAUGAACGCAACUGAUACAGUCCUCAAAAUUACCUCAGUCGUGAACGAUAUUUCGGAUUUCCUGGAGGACAUUAAAGUGGACAUCAUUAGUGGAUUCGCAGACGCUAAGAGUUUAUACUCAGAUAUACAAAGAAUCACUGAGCCUUACGUGUUGAAAAUAGUGUCAAUGUAUGACGAAUUCCAUACCAAAUUAACCGCAAUACUGGAGGAUGCUAUUGCAUCCUGCAAACAUUGCUCAGAUGCCGCAGACGCGAUAAGUUUCAUCCUGAAUUUGGACCUACCAAAUGGAACGACUCAUGACUACGUUGACCAAAUACUUGAUUAUGCAAAUAUAUAUUUGAAAGAGAAAUAUUCGGCAUUUGCCAUCGAUAAAAUUAUCCUCGAGAAUAGAGACGGAACGAUGAGGAAUGCCCAGUUGCUAGUCAAGUUAUUACCCAAUGCACAAAACGACGUUACGAAACUAAAACUUGAUUUAUCCUCUGGAGAUGUAGACACAGAGAUACUUAUACAAAGACUCAUUUCGAAAUCAAUAUCGAUCGAUGUGGAGUCAAGAUGUGAACCAAUAGAUAUCCAAGUAAUACCAGAUAAAAAAGGUGAAAAAGCAAUAGAAGAUAUAAAGAGGAUUUUCCAAAAAGUUCUCCAAGCUUUUUCACCUGAAAAAAAGUACAUAAUAACACAACUCACCGCUGAAACAAACAUUGAAAAUACAUUCGCCCUUCAAAUCGAAUGCCCACGAGCUAAAUCCGUAAACGACCGAAAGUUAAGAAUGAGAAAGAGGAGUUUAUUAUUCGGAUUCAAGAACGAGAUAAUAAUCGAUCUUACACGACCAGGAGUAAGUGUAGAAACAGACCUUCAAAAGAGUAUCCCACAGAUUCUAUCUAAAAUACAGGCGGAAUUAAAAACCAGUAACUAUGUGAGUCUAAGUUUCAGUGUGCGAACGCCACCCAAACAAGGUUCGGGCUACAUUAGGAUCGCACAGAACGAACUCUUGCUUGCUCUGAAGAAGUAUUUCAAGGAUUGCCAGAUUAAUGUUGCUGCUAGACCGUUGAUAGGUUUUGGAGGUUUUCUAUCUCAAAUAGUUUUCGAUGUAUCUCUAGAACAAAGGAUGAGUGGAGGCAGCAUCCUAGGAAAUGGAAUCGAAAUCUUAUUGGAUCUUUUCUCACCAGGCAUCAAUGUGAUUUCUGAAGUGCGUACUAUUAUACUUAAUCUGUUGCCCAAAAUAACCGCAGAUAUACGAUUAGGAAAGACUGUUUCGUUCAGUCUGAAGGUAAGACCCCCGAAAAGUUCGAAUUCGGGCUUCUUGCAAAAAAUGCAAGACAAGAUCCGGCUACAACUCAAAACUUAUUUUCCUAAUUGCGGUAUAUCUGUGUCGCCUAAAAAUAAUAAUGUCGGAAAUGGAGACUAUCUGAUUUUCCUCGUAGAAUUGCAACCGUUUUAUAAUAUUGCAACUACUCCACCAACUGGAAAUUUCGAAAUAAAUCUAGAGACUCCUGGUGCUUCCCUCGAAUCACAAAUUUCAAUUCAUUUACCAAGUGUACUUCCCAAAUUGCAGAAUUUAUUGGACAGUAACAAACCUGCUUCCUUAUCUUUGUCGGUUAAACCUCCCAGAAAUUUCGGAUCUAAUUAUAUAUCACUAAUAAAGCACCAACUUACAGUUAUAAUGCAGAGGAAAAUUCCAAAUAGAAAAAUUUCCAUAAUCCCCGUCAAAGAAAAUCCUUCUGAAAUUUCAUUCAACGUCAAUAUACUCCCAAAACUAGACGAUUCAAAUUUUCCAUCAAUUGCCGAUAUCAAUUUGGGAAUAAAAGGAAUUGACCUGAAGAAAGAAAUAAAUGCCUUCUUGUCAAAUCUCCCGCCGAACUUCCAGAAAAAUUUGGAUAGACGCAUUCCUCAAACCUUUGAAAUCGUAGUUGAAACUUCCCCGUCUGAAGGAACCCCAUCAAUCGAUAGAUAUUUGGAAGAAAUAAAAGAAAUACUCAACAAGCGUUUCCCCAGCUGUUAUAUAUCGAUAAGUGGUAAGGUUGAAAGUGGCCUCCAACCAAAUACUAUCAUGACAAUCUUCGAAGUACUACUUCAGCCAGGAAGAAAGGAUCAGGUUGCUUUUCUACCAGGUUCUUGGUUGAAAAACAAGUUAGAUUUCAACGGGGACAUUAACGGACUUAUCUCUGAAAUACAAUUUAUACUGAAAAAUACCUCAUCGGCUGCUAGUCAACAGUUGAAGCAAAACAAGACAGUUGGUUUCAGUUACGAGAUAGUAAUAGAAGAAGAUACAACGAAGAUCGAUCUGGAGGUUAUUGCUUCCACUAUUUUGUCACAAUUGAUCGAUGUUUUCCCAGAUUUCCGGUUAGAUACCACUAUAAACUGCAUAGAGGAUACGGAAAAUUUCAUAAAAAAGGGAGAAAUAAACAUACUCAUACAACCGGAACAAAGAAAUGAAGAUGUUCAGUGGGUAAGCUACCCCAAUAGAUUCGUAUUGGAAUUGUUCAGAGAAGGUGCCACAGUGGACUCUCAAAUGAAAAAGGUAAUCGCACAGUUGUUCGGAAAAAUUGGUGGAGAUUCAAAUAAAGAUGACUCUCACAUAGUUCAGUUCCUCAUAAAACCACCGAAGAAUUCCGACGAGAAAUUCAUGUAUUUCACAUCAGACCGAAUCAUGGAUAAUCUCUGCAGAUAUUUCCCCGAAUAUUUCAUCGAAAUUAUUUCGAAUGCAAUAAUGGGCGAUCAGAAUAGCAUUACGGAAAUCGUACUAAACGUCAGAUUAUAUCCGGGAAGGACACCUGAAGAAAUCAGCAUUUCGACUGGAGAAAGUCCGGGUAUUUUUGAACUUGACGUCACGAAAACUACGGGAAGCCCCAUUGUACAAAUCGGUAUAUGGAUGCAAUCUAACUUGGGAAGGAUAAUCACCGAACUCAAGUCAAAACCCGUCAUUCUUAUUUUCAACAUUGAGCCUAUAGAAAACUCAAGAAUUGAAUAUCAAAUCAUGAAAUUGAAUGAAAUCAAAGAAUUGAUCCUGAACUUAUUUAUCAAUCACAAUAUACGUUUCGAGGUGAGAGGAGUCCAGGAUAGAAGGGGUUUCGUUAAGCGUACAGAUGUUGUAGUAAAAAUCCAACCAAAUUUUAAAGAAAUGACUGAUACAGGAUUUCUCGGAGGAAUCCUAUGGGACGCUGAUGAAAAUUCGUUCCAAAUAGAAAGACCACCGCGAGACCUUACAUGGGAUAUGACUAUACGAAAUGAAUCCGUGUGUGAGAUGACAAUAAGGCCCGAUGACAAUAUAGCAAUGGCCGUUGAUUCUGAAAUUAGAAAAAUUUUAAUCGAUAUAAGGAAUGCAUUGAAGGUUGAGAAAAUGUACCAAGCUGGAUUCCUUUUGCAAUUUCCUGGGGGUAUUUCUAAGCAAAAAUUACAAUUCAUAUCGAAGUUAAUGGUCGAACACUUCGAACAUUUCAACGAUAAUUACAUAUUCAAGACCAACAUACUAGAUGAACAGAUUGAUAAAGAUUCAGUGACGAAAGCGAAGAUCAUUGUCGACAUAACAUCACCAAAACGAACAGAAAUUCACAUCGGUUCAGCAGAAAAAGGGCAGAAUAUUCUGGAGGCAAUAAAACAAAAAUUGGCUGAAACAAAGAAGAAAAUGAUGGAUUCGUUAAAUCAAGGACAGAAAGCAGAUAUUGUUCUCAAUUUCUCGAAACCAAAAAGUCCAUCAUCGAAAUUCGUAGAGGAAACUCUAGCAAUAUUAGAUCAAGAACUUAGUGUGAUUUAUCCCGAUAUAGAACACAUUUUGAGUAUCGAGUCUUUUGAAUCCUCGUCAUUUUCGGUCAAGGUCACAUUGAAAGGAUCGCUCUCUCAAAUAUUGCCACCUAAGAAAUCGACCCAUUUUAAUGUUUGGGUCGGAGGUCCAGGAGCAACUCCUGAAAAAAGAAUAGAAGAUACUUUGAACUCCUGGUCACCUAUUUUGAAAACUUUCCUCGAUGAUCGCAGAAAAUUAACAUUUGUUAUGGACAUAGACCUCACAACGGAAUCGAAUGAGGCGGAAGUUCGAAAAAUAAUGGAGAAUUUGAAAGCGUCCAUAAAGCGGAGGUUCCCCACAACUUGCAUAGGUAUCACGCCUUUCUUGUCCAGGAACUUGGACAAAUCAAUAUAUAAGAUCGAAUUCGAGGUAGAUAUCGAGUCAUAUAUCAUCGAUGGAUCUUCAGCAGUCGAAAACAUCGUACUGGACCUUUCCAAUCCAAGCCGUCCUAUCAAGUCGCAGUUGAAAGAAACUCUUCCGAAUAUAAUCCGCGACGUUCAGAAACAUUUAGAUCAGAUGAAACCAACCGUUCUUAAUUUGAAUAUUCGUCCUCCUGAGGAAUCAACAGAAAACUUUAUGGACAUAAUUUCUGAAGUAAUUGCGCCUUCAUUAACGUCUCCGUUCUGUGGUUGCAAAAAGAAUUGGAUGGCCAAACCUGACUUCGACUUCAAUGGUUACUUGAUCGACAUCUCAAUGAGUAUAACAUUUGAACCAUCCAAGCGUUCUAAACUUGAAAAACCGACGCAAUGUGCAGAGGAUAUUGAUAUAGAUUUGACGAAACCUGGUAGUAAGUUGGAGGUAGAAUUCGAUAGAAUUUUCCCCACAAUGUUCACGGAGGUUCAAGUAUACUUAGAGCAAGGAAAAACGGUGACUUUGGUUUUCCAACUAGCUCUUCCUCCAAACAGUGCUCUGAAACAGAUCUCAGAAUCUUUGAUGGGGAUACUUCAGAAUUACUUCCCCUACAACGAAGUUUCCAUUGCGAUUCAACAAAAGAGCGAUAAUGUGAAAUCUUCCGCGACCUUGACCGUAACAGUACUACCUGAGAAGGAUCCUCUUCCUUCUUCAAAUAUUGAUAUACCUCUGGACUUGUCACAAGCGUAUAGCGUCCAAUUCAGUUUAGCAGAAUUGGCUAAGAUGUACAAGUCGCGACUACAUGCUUUGUUGCAGCAACAGAGCACCCUUACUGUAGGCCUUAGGAUAAAUCCUCCUAGAGGAGUUGGCGACAACUUCCUCGAAACACUUACUACAUAUGUAAUGGAGGCAAUCAAUGGGGUCAUAAAAAAUAAAACGAUCCAGGUGCAGAGUAAAGCAGCCAAGAAUUCGAAAGGAGCAUAUAUCAAAAUAAGGACGGUCAUUACUAUCUCUUAGCUCGAGUUUUCAAAAUAAUUGAAGUAGGCAUAUUGAAAAAGCCUCUAUUUUUAUUCAAGUAAUUGCUGUAGAUCCUCCUAUAGUCUUGUAAAUUAAAGGGAAUUUAACAUGGA
This is a messenger RNA of Coccinella septempunctata (seven-spotted ladybird), 5614 nucleotides long. RefSeq lists its product as uncharacterized. Lineage: Eukaryota; Metazoa; Arthropoda; Insecta; Coleoptera; Coccinellidae. Bases 72 to 5501 code for a protein of 1809 amino acids. The transcript is spliced from 2 exons. The record is from RefSeq and is a predicted model, not a curated record.